AUGCUAGAGAUCACGGCAAACCAAGGUUUGAUUCUGUCUCUUCGGAAGGCCUUGGCGCCGCUCACUGACAUUUCUGUGAAAGCCAUUAUCAAGUGCUCAUCGGAAGGGAUAGAGCUGAUGGCACUGAAAACUGACAGCAUCAUGGGGGUUCUGAAAUUCCGAUCAUUAGACUUCCAGCGCUUCGUCUGCGAUACCGAAUGGAUCAGUUGGGUCAACCUCUAUGACUUGUACCAGACCCUGUCCAUCGUGGAUGACGAGGAGUACUGCACGGCCACCACAAAUUAUGGCCUGUCCAACGUGGAUGACGAGGAGUACGGCUCGGCCACCAUUAAUUAUGAGAUUGGGGACCCCGAGCUCCAAUUUGUGUUUAAGAAUUGCAGAACUCUCAAUAAGCUCUUCUGUCGAAUUGAAUUGACUGAAAUGGACCCUGAUGAAAUUGUACCGGAUGAGUCAAAAACAGAAUACAAUCUGGUUGCUGCGAUACCUUCAGAGGAGUUUAGGUGCAUUCUCAAGCAUCUGUCUUUCUUUGGGCCCCAAGUUUUUAUAGCUAUAACGGAUAAACAAGUGACGUUCUCUGCAUUGAAUGCGGAAAUUGUCCUUAAGAAAGAGAAGAGGAUACUUGUAUCAAACACUUACCUUGCCCUUGGUGUUGUCUGUCUACAGCUUUCAGAAUGCAUAAUUGGGGGUUAUGCUGAGGAUCUUACUGUUCAAUUGAGCUUUGAGAUGGAGCACAUUAGACCCUUAAUAAAUGCGUCACUUCUAUCAAACAGAGUCUGGAUACUCCAUUCUGAUGAGUCGUUUACGCUUCUCCAAUUAAAUUUUCCUGUUGGAGCACUGGGUAACAUCAUGUUUUACUUCAUAUAA
Molecule: messenger RNA, 864 nt
Organism: Corylus avellana
Lineage: Eukaryota; Viridiplantae; Streptophyta; Magnoliopsida; Fagales; Betulaceae
Source: RefSeq, a predicted model, not a curated record